This is a messenger RNA of Torulaspora delbrueckii, 1767 nucleotides long. It is a transcript of the gene NRD1, whose product is annotated as Nrd1 complex RNA-binding subunit. Gene Ontology annotation, cellular component: cytoplasm; mRNA cleavage factor complex. Gene Ontology annotation, molecular function: RNA polymerase II complex binding; mRNA binding. Bases 1 to 1767 code for a protein of 588 amino acids. NCBI's taxonomy places the organism in Eukaryota, Fungi, Ascomycota, Saccharomycetes, Saccharomycetales, Saccharomycetaceae. The record is from RefSeq and is a predicted model, not a curated record. Gene Ontology annotation, biological process: termination of RNA polymerase II transcription. The transcript has a single exon.
AUGAGUGCAGAGGAUCAUCAAAGCUUUGUAGCCACCUUGGAAUCCUUCAGGGAGUUGAAAUCUGGUAUAUCCGGAUCACGUAUCAAGAAACUGACCGCCUAUGCACUUGAACACGUUGAAGAUGAAGAACAAAUAAUCUCUUUGAUCAUUAACUAUUCCAAGACUUGUUCGGACUCCCACAAGCUGGGUUCUUUGUACAUCAUCGAUUCGAUUGGUAGGGCGUAUUUGGACGAAGCCAGGGCCAACGACGACUAUAUCAAGCCAACCGCUAAGAAGGGUACUUGUGCUCACGCGGUUUAUACACUUGGUGAAUCUAUACAGGAACUCUUGACAAGCGCAAUCUCCAAGAGUAAUGAAGAUCACAGAGAAAAGAUUCGUACCCUGAUAGACAUCUGGGACAGAGCUGGCCUUUUCCAGAAGGGCUAUUUAAAUGCGAUCAGGGGCACCUGCUUUUCCAUGGACGUAAACAAUGAAGAUGUUCAGUCUUCCAAUAGCGCGGAAUUCCAACUCUCGAACGAUCCUAAGGAGAGAUGCUUGCAAAUUUUACAUGACUUGCAACCAUUAAGUUUUGUUCCCAGUGUAAAACUGCCGCAAACGUUGUCUUCUGAUGAUGUUGCUGAACAACGAACAGCUCUAUUUCAAGUUCUUGUAAACAUUCAACAGCAGUGCCAUCAACAGCAACAUUUGCAAUCCCAGUUUCAACAAGUUCAACAAGUUCAACAAGUUCAACAACAAGCUACACAAGCGUAUGCACCAGCAGCUCGUCAAGGUCAUGUUACCACGGAAUAUGGAAGUAGACGCCAACGUGAACGUGAACGGGAGGGCGAAAGAUACUCGUCAAGGAGGAAUAGAUCCAGAUCGCCACCGAGAAGAGAUGCGCAUCAGGGGAGCACCGGUCAUCAACAUAGUAACUCGAAUGGUCCAUUGGGAACAAAUAACCAUCAUUUAUAUCCAGACGAGCUAAAUGUACCAUCCAACGCGCACUACAGACCAAAGCCUGUUAGUUUUGAGUCCAACCUACCGCCAGACCAUAUUAAAGUCUUUAGUCGUACCUUAUUUGUUGGUGGUGUGCCAAUGAACAUGAAAGAAUGGGACAUUGCCAACGUUCUUAGACCAUUUGCAGAAGUGCAAAGUGUUAUCCUAAACAAUGCAAGAAAACAUGCGUUUGUGAAAGUUUACUCUAGAAGAGAAGCUGAAAAUGUACUAUUAAAUUUCAAUAAGGAUGGUUCCUCACCACUAAGAACUCGUUGGGGUGUUGGUUUUGGUCCAAGAGACUGCUGCGAUUAUCAGCAUGGAUUUAGCGUCAUUCCACUACAUCGUUUAACCGACGCAGAUAAGAAAUGGUGUGUUCAUGCUCAAUGGGGUGGUACUGGAGGUCAACCUCUGCAAGGUGGUGUUGUGUUCGAAGAACCGGAUAUAAUAGUCGGCGAAGGUGUAUCUUCAAAGGCUAUUUCGCAGAAGAUGCCCACCGAUUCAGGCAGAAAUGGUCCAAGAUCGGGCAAAUCUACUAAGACUAGCGUAUCGUCGCCUUCAAUGCCUGGGUACGCUACAAACCAAAUCGCAUCACCUGGUCAAAUGUACUCUCAAAUGCAGCAACCAUAUCCUCCACAGCAAGCAGCUCCCCAGCAGGCAGCUCCACCAUACGGUCAACCGCCAGUUGCUGCCCCAAUGGCAGGUUACACUCAACCGCCUCAGCAACAACAACCAUUCGACGCGACUGCACAACUAAACUCGCUGAUGAGUAUGCUAAAUCAGCAACAAAACUAA